Octodon degus (degu) is the source of this 3352-nucleotide messenger RNA. RefSeq names its product scavenger receptor class F member 2 (gene Scarf2). The transcript has 12 exons. The record is from RefSeq and is a predicted model, not a curated record. NCBI's taxonomy places the organism in Eukaryota, Metazoa, Chordata, Mammalia, Rodentia, Octodontidae. Gene Ontology annotation, molecular function: scavenger receptor activity. The coding region runs from base 1 to 2520 and encodes 839 amino acids.
AUGGAGGUGAAAGGUGGCUCUCCAGAGGCUAGUGCAGUGCUGAACUUGUGUCUUUCUACUGCACCAAGAGUCUCCCACACCAGCUGUAAGGCCACAGUAACUACCACCUCCCAGGACAUAUCUCAGAGCUCCCAAGUGCCCACGUGCUGCUCUGGUUGGAGACAGCAGGGGGACGAGUGUGGGAUCGCGGUGUGCGAAGGCAACUCCACGUGCUCAGAGAACGAGGUGUGCGUGCGGCCUGGCGAGUGCCGCUGCCGCCACGGCUACUUCGGGGCAAACUGCGACACUAAGUGCCCACGCCAAUUCUGGGGCCCCGACUGCAAGGAGCGGUGUAUUUGCCACCCUCACGGGCAGUGUGAGGAUGUGACUGGCCAGUGCACGUGCCAUGCGCAGCGCUGGGGCGAACGCUGCGAGCAUGCAUGUCAGUGCCAGCAUGGCACGUGCCACCCGCGGAGCGGCACUUGCCGCUGCGAACCCGGCUGGUGGGGCGCACAGUGUGCUAGGGCAUGCUACUGCAGCACCACGUCGCGCUGCGACCCGCAGACGGGCGCCUGCCUGUGCCACGCGGGCUGGUGGGGCCGCAGUUGCAGCAAUCAGUGCGCCUGCAACUCUUCGCCCUGCGAGCAGCAGAGCGGCCGCUGCCAGUGCCGAGAGCGCACUUUUGGUGCACGCUGCGACCGUUACUGCCAGUGCUUCCGAGGCCGCUGUCACCCAGUGGAUGGCACGUGCGCCUGCGAGCCGGGCUACCGUGGCAAGUACUGUCGCGAGCCUUGUCCUGCAGGAUUCUAUGGCCUAGGCUGUCGCCGCCGGUGCGGCCAGUGCAAGGGCCAGCAACCGUGCACUGUAGCAGAGGGCCGCUGUCUGACGUGUGAGCCUGGCUGGAACGGAACCAAAUGCGAUCAGCCAUGUGCCACCGGCUUCUAUGGCGAGGGCUGUGGCCACCGCUGCCCGCCUUGCCGCGAUGGGCAUGCCUGCAACCAUGUCACCGGAAAGUGCACUCGCUGCAACGCAGGCUGGAUUGGCGACCGGUGUGAGACCAAGUGCAGCAAUGGCACGUACGGAGAUGACUGUGCCUUCCUGUGUGCUGACUGUGCCAGCGGCCACUGUGACUUCCAGUCAGGGCGCUGCCUUUGUAGCCCUGGUGUCCACGGACCCCACUGUAACAUGACAUGUCCACCCGGGUACCAUGGAGUGGACUGCGCCCAGACCUGCAGCUGCCACGAGGACUCCUGCGACCCCAUCACGGGCGCCUGCCACCUGGAGACCAACCAGCGCAAGGGCGUGAUGGGCGCGGGUGCGCUGCUUGCCCUGCUCCUCGGCCUGCUGCUCUCGCUGCUCGGCUGCUGCUGCGCCUGCCGCGGCAAGGACCCCAUCCGCCGGGAGCUCUCGCUGGGAAGGAAGAAGGCUCCGCAACGCCUGUGCGGGCGCUUCAGCCGCAUCAGCAUGAAGCUGCCCCGGAUCCCGCUGCGCAGGCAGAAGUUACCCAAAGUCGUAGUGGCCCAUCACGACCUGGACAACACACUCAACUGCAGCUUCCUGGAACCACCCUCAGGGCUGGAGCAGCCCUCACCAUCGUGGUCUUCCCGGGCCUCUUUCUCUUCCUUUGACACCACAGAUGAAGGCCCUGUGUACUGUGUCCCCCACGAGGAGGCUGCAGCCGAGAGCCGGGACCUGGAGGCUCCCUCUGCUUCUGCAGAGGCGCCGGCAGAAGAGGCACCUCCGCUCUCCGCGUCCUCCGACAGCGAGCGGUCGGCGUCCAGUGUGGAGGGACCAGGCGGGGCGUUGUACGCACGCGUGGCUCGGCGGGAGGCCCGGCCGGCCCGGGCUCGGGCCGAGGCCGGGGGUUUGUCGCUGUCGCCAUCGCCUGAACGCAGGAAGCCGCCGCCACCUGAUCCCGCUACCAAGCCCAAGGUGUCUUGGAUACACGGCAAGCACGGCGGCGCUACCGCGACCCAAGCGCCCUCACCAUCCCCCCUGGGCUCUGAGCCUGCACCAAGCCCCAGCAAGAGGAAACGGACACCCAGCGACACGUCGGCGCGGCCCGAGGAGCUCGGGAGCCCCCGGGCCCGCGACACGACCCCCCGGGCCCCGGGGCUGGCCGAGGAGGUCCCGGCCCUCAUCGCGCCCUCACCGCCCCGGGCCCGAGCGCGAGGACGUGGGCCUGGCCUGUCGGAGCCCACGGACGCCGGUGGUCCUCCGCGCAGUGCGCCCGAGGCCGCCUCCAUGCUGGCGGCUGAGCUGCGCGACAAGACUCGCAGCCUGGGCCGCGCCGAGGCAGCCCUGGGCGCGCAAGGUCCCCGGGAGAAGCCGGCGCCACCGCAGAAGGCCAAGCGCUCGGUGCCGCCCGCUUCGCCUGCUCGCAUGUCCCCAGCGCCCGAGGCCGUAGGGCCCGAAAAGGCCGCGACCAGCGCGCCGGCGCCGGAGACACCGCGGAAGAAGACUCCUAUCCAGAAGCCACCGCGCAAGAAGAGCCGGGAGGCAACGGGCGAGCCCCCAAGGGUGGGCGCGCCCACCUUGUAGGAGCUCGGCCCCGCCGCUCCUGCAGCUUCCCUUGGCUUAGCAGCGUUGCUUGCCACCCCGCGUUCUGCAACCCUGGCAUCUCCCGCGCGACCUGGGCACAGGAGACCUCCCCUUGGCCGAGGCCCCCAGCGGCACGGCAGGAGGUUGUGUCUGAUUGGCUCCAGCUCCCAGCAGCCGCUACUUGGUUGGAGCAGCGCUCAGGCGGGAAGUACCGCAUCCCAUUGAUCCAGGCCUGGCGCUUAGCUGGCGGCUCUCUCCCCAUUGGCCGAGUUUGGAGCUCUCCGACCACCCACGUUUCAUUGGCCAAGACCAGAUGAGUUCUGCCUAGAGACCACCACUUCUUGUACAGUAUUUGGGACUACCUUUUCAUUGGCUGAGGCCAGAAGCACUUCUCGUGUAAGCUACCCCCCAUUGGCCAGGGCCUGGUGCCUCCUGGCGGGAGGGUCCCUUCCUUGGUAGUAACCCCAGGCUACUUCCAUUGGUCGGACUCCAGGGCAUCUAUCUGGUUGAUUGCAGCCUGGGGAGGAGGGCUGGUCCCUGCUCUUCAGGGGGCUCAAGGUGCUCCUCAGGGGGCUCGGUGCUCCUCGACUGUCCCACUUCUUCCCCUCCCUGGCACCCCAAGCUAGCCUCCCUAUCCUCACCCUCAGCUGUCAAGCUGGUAUUGAUAGCCUCCCACCACCCUGUUCGCUAUGGAACUCCCAGGGGUGACUCCAGUGGCCUGAAAAGAUGUAUUUAUACAGCCCUGGCAGGGCUGCUUACACUCUGUUCAGGGGCCCCAGGAUGGGCUCCUCUUGGCAGGGCCUUGGCCAAAGCUUCUUAAUAAAGUGCCUUU